Messenger RNA from Priceomyces carsonii, 729 nucleotides. RefSeq lists its product as uncharacterized. Bases 1 to 729 code for a protein of 242 amino acids. Lineage: Eukaryota; Fungi; Ascomycota; Pichiomycetes; Serinales; Debaryomycetaceae. The record is from RefSeq and is a predicted model, not a curated record. The transcript has a single exon.
AUGUCACAUCGACAAGACGAUCAAAGAAUCAACCAUGUUGUUCAUCAAAUCAUCAAGAAUAAUUCGAACAAGAGCUUGCAGAAACUUAAGAGAGAAAAUGAAAGUAAAAUAAUUAAAUCAAUUAAGUUGAAGCACAGAGCUCAAUUUUUAGACAUAUUAUCAAAGAGAGAUCACUACAUCAACAAACUCAAUAAGUUCGUAGAUGAAUGUAUUGAUGAGAAUAUUGAUACUACUAAAGCUAUUAGUAUUCCAAUAAAUAAUUAUAAGGGCCCAGAUCCUGCUCAUAUUACCAAUUUGCACCAUGCUAAGGCUUAUGUUGAAGAGCAGAUAGCUAAAGACCACAAAAUGGUAACAAAGAUACAAGGUUUGAUAUCAAAACACUUUCAGUUCCAAAAUGAAUAUGAAUACAAGCGAAGAGCCAUUUCGGAUAAGAGGAUUCUUCAACGGGUUCCUUUGAAGCUUGAUAAACUACUGAGAGUAAAUGAUAAAGUUUUGCAGGAAAAUGAAUUGCAGAGACAAAAUGAAAUGCAGAAAGAAUUAAAUGAUUUUGACAGACAAAUUAUGAAAGCAUCCAAGAAGUUAUAUCAAGAAUCAUUGGAAUUACUUAAGUUAUGGAACGUCCCGUUUUUUUGCAUGUUGGAAAACUUAGAAUAUCCUGAUUGUGAAAGAGAUAAGGUUGAUCUUUUAAAUUACAUGGUUGAACUUUUCAACCCUACAAGACUGAAUUGA